AUUAUUUUGGCCAAAAAAUUCAAGCCAAAGAUGUGCCCGCACAUUAUCAGAAUUCUCCUAUUUUAUUUGAUCAUUAUCUUCCUAGCAUCUGGGCAAAAAAGAAGAAAAAGCAGUUACGCGAUAGAUUAGGUCUUGUAUCAUAUAUAGUUGCUUUUAUAGUAUUACAUCGGCAGGGCUAUAGAAUCGUCCAAUAUUCAGGAUGGUUUUAUAUGUUAAAGUGGCUAUCAAAUCUUGAAUAUUACCAUAUUAAAGAACAUUACAACAAUGGCAGAGUAAUCUUCAUUAAAAGUUCAGAAUAUGUGCGAAUUGACUAUUUCAAUUCUGGAGACUUCUAUUUUCAGGAAAAAGAUGUUAACAUAGAUUUCUCGGAUCUUAAUAAUAAUUGUGA
Dentiscutata erythropus is the source of this 388-nucleotide messenger RNA. The record is from the annotation of a GenBank genome assembly. NCBI's taxonomy places the organism in Eukaryota, Fungi, Glomeromycota, Glomeromycetes, Diversisporales, Gigasporaceae.